AAGCAGUGUUAAUUUAUUAUGUGUUCUGUAAGGAAGAUUCCUGGAAUUUUAUUAAAAGAAAGAUCUACAGCAGCAGAGAAGGUAGACAUUAAAGCUCCUAUUUGAAGAAGAGCAGGCAAUAUUCCAGGUGUCCUGACCAACAUCCCUCUUUCAACCAGGAGCAUCUAAAACAGGUUUCUCAACAGUGCAAGCAUGUCCACAACUAACAAUCACUACUUUCAGUACAAAGGUUGUAACUUUGUUUCCACUAUCUACACAAAGGAGCAUUUAGAACAACUGGAACAUUAUGAAAUAAAGGACACAGAUGUCUUCAUUGUGACGUACCCAAAAUCUGGCACAGUAUGGAUGCAGCAAAUAAUGAGUUUAAUUUAUUCUGAUGGUGACCCAGCUGUUGUACAAAGCAAACCAGCAAUAGAACGUGUUCCUUGGAUUGAGGUGCCAAACUCAAAUUUUCCAGCACGACCAUCCCCUCGCCUGAGUGUCACACAUUUGCCCUACCAGUUAGUUCCAAAAGCAUUAAAGGAACAAAAGGGAAAAGUUAUUUAUGUUGCACGGAAUCCUAAGGAUGUACUCGUCUCUUCCUAUUAUUUCCAUCAGCAUAUUGCCCUAUAUGAAUCACCGAGGGAUUUUCCAGACUUUCUAGAAAAAUUCCUUGAUGGUAGAGUGGAAUUCAGUUGCUGGUUUGACCACAUCAAGGAGUGGUAUGCUCACAAGGAUGAAUUCAACUUUUUAUUCAUGACCUAUGAGGAGAUGAAGAAAGAUCUUAGAGCAUCAAUACAAACGAUUUGCAACUUUGUUGGAAGACAAUUGGGUGAUGAAAAACUGGACUGUGCGAUGGAACACUGCAGGUUCGAUAUUAUGAAGAAGAAUCCAAUGGCCAACUAUGAAGGAAUUCCCAAAAAAUCUGAAGAAGGAACUUUUUUACGGAAAGGUACAAUUGGAGACUGGAAAAACCAUUUCACCGUGACUCAAUCUGAAAUGUUUGACAGAAUUUUCCAAGAAAGAAUGAAAGAUGUGCCAAUAGAGUUUAUCUGGGAUAAUGAAUAA
Carcharodon carcharias (great white shark) is the source of this 1047-nucleotide messenger RNA. Its product is annotated as amine sulfotransferase-like. The coding region runs from base 193 to 1047 and encodes 284 amino acids. Gene Ontology annotation, cellular component: cytoplasm. Gene Ontology annotation, biological process: sulfation. The transcript is spliced from 8 exons. Gene Ontology annotation, molecular function: sulfotransferase activity. The record is from RefSeq and is a predicted model, not a curated record. Lineage: Eukaryota; Metazoa; Chordata; Chondrichthyes; Lamniformes; Lamnidae.